AUGUCGGCUCCAGAGAUUCAACACAAGACUCUCAAUGCCACUUUUAAGGGCCAUGAGAGUGAUGCCGAAGGUGUCCCCAUUCACAAGUUCUUAGGAAUUAAAUAUGCUAGCGUCCCGGCACGUUUCGAGAGGGCGAUCGCGGUAGAUAAUUUUGCUGGCGCCGUUGUUGACGCUACAAAAUAUGGGCCCAGAUGUCCUCAGGUCGACGUGGAUGUUCGUCACCUAUUGCGCAUCCCUGAAGACUUUGUCAUUGCCCCGGAGGUCGAGGAUGAAUUCGAAUGCUUGAAUCUGGAGAUUACUUGUCCCCCGGUGUCCUCGGAAACUAAGGCCCUCCCAGUACUUGUUUGGAUCCAUGGAGGCUCCCAAAUUGUCACUUUUUGCUCUGCUCAAUCGAAGAUCUGUGACCCAACAAAGAUCGUGACCGACUCCAUCAAAGCAGGAAAGCCAAUCAUUUUUGUGUCAAUCAACUAUCGUCUCAAUAUUUUCAGCUUUGGAGACGGUAAAGAAAAGAACCUGGCUCUGAAGGAUCAGCGACUUGGUAUUGAUUGGGUGCGAAAGAAUAUCGCGUCUUUCGGCGGUGAUCCUGACAACAUUACGCUCUCUGGUGAGAGCGCAGGCGCAAUUUAUACCCAUGCCCACCUCAUCACUGGACCCCCCGUGAAGCGGGCCGUCCUUGCAUCGGGAACAUUGUACCUGUCCUCUCCACUGCCCGUGGAGCGAGGCAACGGUCUCAUUAAGGCACUCGAAACAAAGGUUCAAGAAUUGGGCCAGCCUUCACUUCGAGAGUCAUCCGUCCCAGUACUGAUCCAGGCAUUGAAAGACUGCAAUGUCAACACAAUGUGGAUACAGGAAGAGCCUGAACUGGAGAAUUGGGAGACUAGAAUUGAGCAAGUGGAUGAGCUCAUGAUUGGAGAUACAGAAUACGAGUCCGUGAUCUGGCGGAAUGGCGUUGAGCUGUUGGAUGGCGACUCUAUCUCCGCGGCUUUCGACAACGAGAAGCAAUGGGGUACCAAGCUGCGCAAACUAUACCAAGUCGUGGCCGAUCGUCCUACAGCUGCAAAGCUAGGCGCACUGGACCUUGUCAAUGACGCUCGUUACACUUUGCCCGUCGAGCUCGUUUCCAAUAAGCUACAAGCUGCAAACAAACGAGUCUACAAGUAUGUUGUUGACCAGUCCAACCCGUGGCAGCCAUCCAGCCGAUCCCAUCACGCGGUGGAUCUUCUAUUCCUCUUCGAUGGGGUCGACCUGUCCUUCAACCCUGCCGCGCAGGCAGUCGGGCAGGAAAUGCGCAAUUGCUGGAUUCAAUUUGUUUCUGGUGAAGGCCCUUGGUCUGAAGAGCAUCGCUAUGCGUAUGGACCUUUCGGCGAAUGCAAGGAGAUCAACGAGACGCAGUUUGCCGCACGACGACGAGUUGAGCACUGCAAAGUGCUUAAAGAGGCCGGCAUUGGUAGCUACAUGCCCAUUAUUGCUUCUUUGACUGCUGGGCGUAUUAGCCUGCUCAAUUAA
Molecule: messenger RNA, 1506 nt
Organism: Penicillium cataractarum
Lineage: Eukaryota; Fungi; Ascomycota; Eurotiomycetes; Eurotiales; Aspergillaceae
Exons: 5
Coding region: 1-1506 (501 amino acids)
Source: RefSeq, a predicted model, not a curated record